CACCACGCCGCCGCCGCGCGGAACCCGCCCCCCCGCGCGCGCCAUGGCGCUGGCGGCCGCGGGCGCGGCGCAGCUGGUGCGCUGCGGGCAGAAGGACGAGCUGUACCGCAGCGGGCUGCGCAGCGGGGCCGGCGCCGCGCUGCACGGGCUGGCGGGUGCCAAGAAGUGGCUGGAGUGGAGGAGGGAGGUGGAACUGCUCUCUGAUGUCGCCUACUUCGUCCUUACCACCCUGUCGGGUUAUCAGACUCUGGGUGAAGAGUAUGUGAACAUUGUUCAAGUUGAUUCAACCAAGAAAAGGGUACCUUCUUUCCUUCGACGGGCCAUCUUCGUUUCCCUUCAUGCUGUAGUGCCCUAUUGCUUAGAAAAGGGGUUACUGCACCUGGAACACGAGUUGCAGGCAGAAGCUGAUGAGUCCAGAAUCUCGCAGAGCAACCCAGCACUUGGCUUAUCCAGUAGGACCUUGAUACGAAACUGGGUACAGAAACAAGUUGGGGAGCUUACAGAACAGCAGAAGAAAACGGUCUUACAAAUAGUAUAUCUUCUUAAACAAUGCAUACCUUUGCUUCAUCGGCUACAUCUGGCAGUAUUCUACAUACGUGGCACUUUUUACCACCUGUCUAAAAGAAUCGCAGGAAUCACAUACCUGCGUUUUGGAGGACUGCAAGGAGACGAUCAGAGUAUUCGAUCAAGUUACAAGUUUCUUGGAGUAAUUUCACUCUUCCAUCUCCUUCUAACAAUUGGUGUUCAGACAUACAGCUUCAAACAGAAACAGAGAGCCAGGCAGGAAUGGAAACUACACCGCAACCUAGCUCAUCAGAAAAAUGUGACCAAGGAUAAAACUACUGGGCGCCACUCCCACUGCACUUUGUGUCUGGAAGAACGGAGACACACAACAGCCACACCUUGUGGCCACCUGUUCUGCUGGGAAUGCAUCACAGAGUGGUGUAACACCAGAACAGAAUGUCCACUGUGCAGAGAGAAGUUUCAUCCUCAGAAACUGAUCUACCUGCGUCACUAUCAACUGUAAAGGAAAAGAUCUAUUCUCUUUCAUGACAAGGACCUCAGCUCUCAUACCCUUUAUAAAGUUGUCACACAGCUUGAGUUAGUCCAAGAAAAAGACUUUAUUAUAAAACUGGUAACUGCCUGUGCAAGGUGAGGUGGUGCUUCAUUCCUGUUUUACAGAAUCUAUUUCUGCCUCUACCCUUCUGUUUCUUCUAACAUGGUUCUCAACCACAAUAAAAAUGUCUUUCUAAAAAAAAAUCCUUAACACAAAUGUAGUAGUUUUCUUCACUUUGGGCAAUUAAAAAUUUAAAUCAGAUUCUUAUUCUCUAAAUAUGUGUAGGUAAUGAGUCUUCCAACCUUUCACAGCAUGCAUAAGGUAUCGGUAAAAUUCUGCAAUUUGUAAGACUCCCUUUCUCCUGUAA
Falco peregrinus (peregrine falcon) is the source of this 1424-nucleotide messenger RNA. It is a transcript of the gene PEX10, whose product is annotated as peroxisomal biogenesis factor 10. Lineage: Eukaryota; Metazoa; Chordata; Aves; Falconiformes; Falconidae. The record is from RefSeq and is a predicted model, not a curated record. The transcript has 6 exons. The coding region runs from base 44 to 1027 and encodes 327 amino acids. Gene Ontology annotation, molecular function: zinc ion binding. Gene Ontology annotation, cellular component: peroxisomal membrane. Gene Ontology annotation, biological process: protein import into peroxisome matrix.